This is a messenger RNA of Serendipita indica DSM 11827, 1059 nucleotides long. The record is from the annotation of a GenBank genome assembly. Lineage: Eukaryota; Fungi; Basidiomycota; Agaricomycetes; Sebacinales; Serendipitaceae.
AUGGCUGAAGUAGUCCAAGGCGAGAGCUUCAGCAAACUCCGAAAGGGAUACAAGCCUGUAAUGGUCAAGAGAAAAGGUGCUGUCUGUGAAUACGGUUGUAUUGGCACCUUCCGGUCCGAGUGGGACUACCGACAACAUAAACUCUACGCCCAUGAGCACGAGAACGGGGCAACCACAUUGCGCAGCAUCAACGAAGCAGUCCGGGGCAUAGGUCGCCCUAAUCCAGUUGAUGCGCAUUCGCUCAGUGCCACCACCAAGCGUGAGGGCGACUGGACAUUUAUCCCAAGAAGCAGUCGCUCUGUCCCACAGUCCGAUCAUCAGUCAACCAAAAGUGCAUCGAGCACCAUUUGGCGAGGCGGUUUGACCCGCGUCCUCAGCAUCACCAAGAGGCCACCAGUGCCUCCCCGACCGGUUAUUUCCAACCCAAUCCCGCACCCUCGCUCGCUCGAAACCGCGGAAAGAAUCGGAGUCGACCUCGAGAUUGCCCGCUAUCACCACCAAUUGCCUUCCGGCUCCAACCUUCUUCCCAACGCGCUUGUGGAAAACCCUAUAGCACUCGAGGACAAGGAUUUUGAAUCGGAGAGCGAACCAGGUAGCGAUUAUUCGCUUCCAUCGUCGCCAUCGGAUCAGAUUUCCACCCCACAGGAUGUCCCUCGUAGUCUUCCCGUUGACGACCUCGGCAAUAAAAAAUCCCUUAGGAUGGUACAGUCAAGACCAGAGCUCAGGGUCCUUAUGCCACCAAACACGCAUAUGCAGGCUCGUCCUCCAUUGCCUCGAUCGCCAGGAUCUUUCUCUCGACCCACACCGGCCGCGUACCCGCUGCUCCUUCGGCAGAGCUCGACCUCUCAAGUGGACUUCAUCGCUUCUCCCAUCUCCCCUUCCACCCCAAAGACGGCUCCCGCUCGUCCUCCUCGUCCACCACUUCCCACGCGCAGUCCUGCUCGGACGACAAGGGCGACCCAUUCCGAAGACGGCCAUGGAGCACCAACGUCUUAUAAACCCCCUAAUUCUGCUGGUUGGAUGCGCAAAAGCCCAUCGCACGGUGUUCUCCGGAUCUAG